CGAAGCUUGCGCAGCGGAAGGCGACCUGGCCCCCACGACCCGCAGCAUGGCCCGGGACUCUGGGCUGCCGCGGUGCGUCCGGACUGUCUGGGCGGCCGUCGCGCUACUGCUCUCCGCGCGGCAGACCUCAGGUGAGGUGGAAAUGCCUGAUCCCAGUGACCCUUUGGGAUAUCUUGACGGACAAGAAGGUCCCAUUCCCACUCUGAAAGGUUACUAUCUGAAUUUUCUGGAGCCAGUAAACAACAUCACCAUUGUCCAGGGCCAGACAGCAAUUCUGCACUGCAAGGUGGCAGGAAACCCUCCCCCCAACGUGCGGUGGCUGAAGAACGACGCCCCAGUUGUGCAGGAGCCCAGGCGGAUCAUUAUCAGGAAGACAGAAUACGGCUCUCGACUGAGAAUCCAAGACCUGGACACGACAGACACCGGCUACUAUCAGUGCGUGGCCACCAAUGGCGUGAAGACCAUUACUGCCACCGGUGUCCUCUACGUGCGGCUCGGUCCAACGCACAGCCCAAAUCAUAACUUUCAGGACGACUACCAGGAAGAUGGAUUCUGUCAGCCUUACCGAGGAAUUGCCUGUGCGCGUUUCAUUGGGAACCGGACCAUUUACGUGGACUCUCUCCAGAUGCAAGGGGAGAUUGAGAACCGAAUUACAGCGGCCUUCACCAUGAUCGGCACCUCCACGCACCUGUCAGACCAGUGCUCCCAGUUCGCCAUCCCGUCCUUCUGCCACUUCGUGUUUCCACUAUGUGACUCCCGCUCCCGGGCACCCAAGCCACGGGAACUGUGUCGCGAUGAGUGCGAGGUGCUGGAGAGCGACCUGUGCCGCCAGGAGUACACGAUUGCACGCUCCAACCCGCUCAUCCUCAUGCGGCUGCAGCUGCCCAAGUGCGAGGCGCUGCCCAUGCCUGAGAGCCCUGACGCUGCCAACUGCAUGCGCAUCGGCAUCCCGGUGGAGAAGCUGGGCCGCUACCACCAGUGCUACAAUGGCUCCGGCUCGGAUUACAGAGGCACAGCCAGCACCACCAGGUCGGGGCAUCAGUGCCAACCGUGGGCCCUGCAGCACCCCCAUGGCCACCAGCUGUCCAGCGUGGAUUUCCCUGAGCUCGGAGGGGGCCACGCGUACUGCCGGAACCCUGGAGGCCAGAUGGAAGGUCCCUGGUGCUUUACUCAGAAUAAAAACGUACGCAUGGAACUGUGUGACGUACCCUCUUGUAGUCCCCGAGACAGCAGCAAACUGGGCAUUCUGUACAUUCUGGUCCCAAGCAUCACGAUUCCCUUGGUCAUCGCUUGCCUGUUCUUCCUGGUCUGCGUAUGCCGGAAUAAGCAGAAGGCCUCCGUAGCUAGCCCACAGCGGCGGCAGCUGAUGGUCUCACCCAGUCAGGACAUGGAGCUGCCACUCAUCAGCCAGCACAAACAGGCCAAACUCAAGGAGAUCAACUUGUCCACCGUGCGCUUCAUGGAGGAGCUGGGGGAGGACCGGUUUGGAAAGGUUUACAAAGGCCAUCUGUUUGGGCCUGCCCCGGGCGAGCAGACCCAGGCAGUGGCCAUCAAGACACUGAAGGACAAAGCGGAAGGGCCCCUCCGAGAAGAGUUCCGGCACGAGGCCAUGCUGCGGGCUCGGUUGCAGCACCCCAACAUCAUCUGUCUGCUGGGUAUCGUGACCAAGGACCAGCCCCUCAGCAUGAUCUUCAGCUACUGCCCACACGGUGACCUCCAUGAGUUCCUGGUCAUGCGCUCGCCACACUCGGAUGUGGGCAGCACUGACGACGACCGCACUGUGAAGUCGGCCUUGGAGCCCCCUGACUUCGUACACGUCGCAGCACAGAUUGCUGCAGGGAUGGAGUACCUGGCCAGCCACCACGUGGUCCACAAGGACCUGGCUACCCGCAACGUGCUGGUGUAUGACAAGCUGACUGUGAAGAUCUCGGACCUGGGCCUCUUCCGAGAGGUGUAUUCUGCUGACUACUACAAGCUGAUGGGGAACUCACUGCUGCCCAUCCGCUGGAUGUCCCCCGAAGCCAUCGCCUACGGCAAGUUUUCCAUCGACUCCGACAUCUGGUCCUACGGCGUGGUGCUGUGGGAGGUCUUCAGCUAUGGCCUGCAGCCCUACUGUGGGUACUCCAACCAGGAUGUGGUGGAGAUGAUCCGCACCCGACAGGUGCUGCCCUGCCCCGACGACUGCCCCGCCUGGGUCUACGCCCUCAUGCUCGAGUGCUGGAGCGAGCUUCCCAGCCGUCGGCCCCGUUUCAAGGACAUCCAUAGCCGGCUCCGGGCCUGGGGCAACCUGUCCAGCUACAACAGCUCGGCGCAGACCUCGGGAGCCAGCAACACCACACAGACCAGCUCUCUGAGCACCAGCCCGGUGAGCAACGUGAGCAACACCCGCUACGUGGGGCCCAAGCAGAAGGCCCAGCCCUUCCCGCAGCCCCAGUUCAUCCCCAUGAAGGGCCAGAUCAGACCCCUGGUGCCCCCACCCCAGCUCUACAUUCCUGUCAAUGGCUACCAGCCAGUGCCAGCCUAUGGGGCAUACCUGCCCAACUUCUACCCGGUCCAGAUUCCCAUGCAGAUGGCUCCCCAGCAGGUUCCCCCUCAGAUAGUCCCCAAGCCCAGCUCACACCACAGUGGCAGUGGCUCCACCAGCACAGGCUACGUCACCACAGCUCCCUCCAACACAUCUGUAGCAGACAGGGCAGCCCUGCUGUCCGAAGGCACUGAGGACACACAGAACAUCCCAGAAGACGUGGCCCAGAGCCCUGUACAGGAAGUGGAGGAGGAGGAGGGAGGCUCUGUCCCCGAGACUGAGCUCCUGGGAGACAGUGACACUCUGCAGGUGGAUGACACCCAAGUCCAGCUGGAAGCCUGAGGUACACACAAUGCCCAGGCCUUCUGCCAGAAGUACCCACUGGGACCUGCAAGGACUUCAGCCACCUUUCAACAGUCACAGAUUCUGUCACAAGAGACCCGAGAUUGUGGAGUCCCCCUCCUGUCUUACCUGCUGUCUGUGCUCAGCGCUGCCACUGAGGUCCCUCUCAGGCUGGAGGUCAUUUUGGCCAGCAGCAUCUGAGCGGGGCGGAGCCCAGCAGCAUGAGCUCCUCAGUGACCCUGAGGCUGCCUGUGUUUAUCCCAGGGGUAGAUGGGUAAUGAACUGCAAUUACUUUGCAAAAAUAGGUGGCAUCUCUGCUCCGGAAUUGUACAUGGAUUGAAUAGAAAUGUGAGGGAACAGGCCUGCAAAAGGAGCCAGGGAGGCACCUUUUAAGAUCCCAGGUGUGAAGGUAAGGGGAGCUCUUGUUCUCUCUGCUGCCUCUAUCUAUGCAAUCUCAUUCUCCCUUCAGCAACCAAAGGUGGUGGAGCAGGAUGCUGCACCCGCUGGUCCCCAGGAGAAAGGGGCUUCUGAUACAGGGCUCCCUGUGUUAAAGCAAAAACGUGCCUUUCCAGAAACCGCUGCAGCCUUGUAUUCUUGGGAAAUGGUUUUAACUACAUGACAUGUGUACUUGGCCUACUUUUGUGGAAUUCAAGGGAAAAUGUUGCAUUUAGAGUGUCCAAAAGAAAGCAAGAUUGUACAGAACGCAGUACUGUUAUUUUUUUUUAAAACCAUGUACAGACGUUAAAUGUAAUUUAUAUGUUUUGUAUGUCAUUUUCAUGGAAGUAUUUUGACCUAAAUAAUGACUCAGUAAUUUAACUGUUUACAUGACCCACUUGGGGACACCAAGAGGUGGUAGUUUCGGUCUGAUUUUGUGCCACAUGUAAUUGCGGUCCAUGCAUUUCAGAGCCCGCCACACGACCCGCAGGCAAGCUGUCUGUACUUCGCACACACUGCCAGCCUUGUUUGUAAACUCCUCACCUGGCAUAUUGAAUAAAGUAAAGCAGAGCGUG
This is a messenger RNA of Cavia porcellus (domestic guinea pig), 3876 nucleotides long. RefSeq names its product receptor tyrosine kinase like orphan receptor 2 (gene Ror2). The transcript has 9 exons. Gene Ontology annotation, molecular function: ATP binding; Wnt-protein binding; transmembrane receptor protein tyrosine kinase activity. Lineage: Eukaryota; Metazoa; Chordata; Mammalia; Rodentia; Caviidae. Gene Ontology annotation, biological process: positive regulation of neuron projection development; positive regulation of kinase activity; cell surface receptor protein tyrosine kinase signaling pathway. The record is from RefSeq and is a predicted model, not a curated record. The coding region runs from base 47 to 2866 and encodes 939 amino acids. Gene Ontology annotation, cellular component: plasma membrane; signaling receptor complex.